UCUGACAGAGGUAAACCGUCAGAUGUCAUGAUCCAGAAUACUACCAUCACCACAAUUGACAUAACUGAGGAUAACAUGUCUGACAUAGAAAGUAAAAAAAAUAAUGUUGACAAAAAUGUACCAGAAAAAGAAGAACCAGUAAAUGAGACUGUAAGAAGUACUCGCUCCAAAAUGAGACAGAACAAAAAACAGAUGCCAACACAAGAUGUCACUGAUAGUCAAACAAGUGAAUCUGCAGAACCAGAAGUUAAAAAGAUCAAAAGCACUCGUACUAAAACUAUCAAGAAUAAUAAAAGAAAUAGAUCCAAUUCAUCUGAUCAGGAGAAAGUGAGAGAACAAGAGAGAAAAAAAUCUAAAUCAUCUUUUGAUCAGGAAAUGAACAAGACCCCCCAAAGUGAAUAUGAAGAUGCUAUUUCUUCCAUGGAGCCUAAUCAAGAGGAAUCACAACCGGCUAAUGCUACCUAUAUAGCCUCUGUAGAUGCUCCAUUGCCCAUUCUGAACCAAACCGUGGUCUUAGAAAAUCACAAAACUGUCCAAAAAGAUGAUGGAAAUGAGCCGGAGGUAAAGUCAAAGCAACCCAAGGAAAAAGUACCUUUUACUCCACCAAAACCUAAAUCUAAGAAGAAAACGAAGGAGAUAUUUAGUCCGUUUGAGAAAACCCCUUUGAAGAAGAAAGUUGAGGCAUUCGAAAAACUCCAGAGUGAGGCCAGCAAUAUUCCCGUCAAGAUAAAGUCUAAAAUUUCAUCAGCAGAUGAAAGAGAAAAUAAUCGCGUAUCUGGUAAACCUAAAGCUUUUACUCCUUUCUCGUCGAAAUUUUUACCAAAGACCUGCAGCACCUCAAAAAUUAAUAAAGUUCACCCUGGAAAACUGCUUGAUGUCACAACGAAUCACAGUGACAGCAUACUAUCAGCAAAGAGCCUCAGCGCCUUGAAAGCUUCCCAAGCAGAGUUUAAGGAGAGAGAAAAAAGAAGACAAGAGAAAGAAAGUGAGGCUUUGAAAAAACGCGAGGCUCUUUUACUGGCACAGACUGA
Leptinotarsa decemlineata (Colorado potato beetle) is the source of this 1031-nucleotide messenger RNA. RefSeq lists its product as uncharacterized. The record is from RefSeq and is a predicted model, not a curated record. Lineage: Eukaryota; Metazoa; Arthropoda; Insecta; Coleoptera; Chrysomelidae.